AUUUCGAAACAAUUUUACCUUCAGUGGAAAGGCUUUGUUCUUCUAGACAAGAUGAGGUAUAUUUUAUGGGUGGUAGCGCUGCUGGAGGCCUGUGACGUCACCAACAAUGGUCGUAAUCUUGGAUUUUGCCAAGAAUUAGAAAUCUGGUUAAAACCGUGAGAAAUGGUUAUUUUUUGUGCUUGACGUGAAAAAUAACACAUAAGCACUUUGCAUGAUUUUAGCCACAAGAAUUACUAUUAUUGUUGAAAAAAGUGUAAAAAACAUGUACUUUCAGUCAAGAAUGGCUUGACCACCUGCUACUUAUGACGUUAUAUCUCGUAACCAUAGAGACUGACCAUCACUCAACUUGACUCAAAAUGCGCGCCAGAGAUGAAAGACACCCUUUUAACAGUAUUUUGGUCAGAACCAAAUGUACCUACUUUUUAGGCCUUGAAUUGCUUUCUUUAGCUAAUUGACGACAACUUUUCAAGUUUGCAGUCUUUACUGAAAAGUUCUUGUGUAAACAGCUGUCAUAUGGCUGUACGGUACAUUGCAUUCUGGUAUACUUAUCACUACAACGAUCUCCAGAGGCAGCUACUUUUGCUAGAUUAUUGGACUUUUCAUAAAUAAAUUACCACGAUCGAAAGCCUAAUUCAUCAUAUGGGAAUUUGCUUUGGGCUAGAAAGUUGUUGAGGUGCUAUCCAGUCUUCUCCCAUUUACACCCGAUUUUGGGCUAGAGUAAUAAUAACCCUUGCUCUACAUGGGGAACAAAACCGUAAAAAAGAGGACUUGUACUAACAUAAGCUACCACAAUGCCUUUCUUAACUGAUACAUCAAUAACAGGUGACGCUAGCCCUUUCCAAAACUUUUAACGUAAAUUCAUUUUGGGCUUCAAGCGUUCUUUCUAAGACCAUUCAAAAACGUAUUAGUUGCCUUACUGUACAUGUAACUUAAUCCAUUGAAUAUAUUACAUCUAUCAUCUGUCAUGUUUGGUUACCAAUGAAUUGGCAUCGACCGUUACAAAGGGGGCAACGACCAGUUACGGUCGAAAGGGAAAUCGGCUUCUCUUCUCGUUCACGCGCUAAGACGAAGAAAAUGAUGAAGAAGAAGAAGUCUCCAAAAGCCAUAAACGCUUUAUGGAUAAUGCUCAGACAAAAUAUCCAUCGCUUUCCUGAGUGUAUCACAACGAAGUGCCAUAUCCCUGUUUCCUCUUCCGCCUCAGGUAUGCCUCUUUAAAAACCUGUAUAUUUUGUUUUUAAAGUCCCGCCCACUUUAAUCUAGUACAACAUUUUAUAAUCACCUUAUUUGAUGGUUUAACGGUUGAUACGUGCACGUAUUAGUUCAGUCAAGUUGAGGGAAAAGUUGCGAACAAUGAAUGAAAUGUCAGCCCGCAAAUCACUUCUCCGCUUAAGUAUUACAUAAGGAAUUUAUUUGACUCCACUUAAUUUCCGUUCAUUGUUCAAACAACUGAAAUAAUCUCCAGACCAGAACACACGAAACAAGAAUGUUUAAUGUUCUUACUUAGCUCCUACGCAUUUCCUGAAGCUCAGUGCGUGGUAUCUGCAUCUGGACUAGAACUCGGGUGUUUUCACAGCCGCCUCUAUCACUGA
This is a messenger RNA of Porites lobata, 1589 nucleotides long. Lineage: Eukaryota; Metazoa; Cnidaria; Anthozoa; Scleractinia; Poritidae. The record is from the annotation of a GenBank genome assembly.